Bactrocera oleae (olive fruit fly) is the source of this 2565-nucleotide messenger RNA. It is a transcript of the gene Mipp1, whose product is annotated as Multiple inositol polyphosphate phosphatase 1. Gene Ontology annotation, molecular function: inositol phosphate phosphatase activity; acid phosphatase activity. NCBI's taxonomy places the organism in Eukaryota, Metazoa, Arthropoda, Insecta, Diptera, Tephritidae. The record is from RefSeq and is a predicted model, not a curated record.
GUCGAGAAUAACCUCCAGAGCCUUUGUUGAUGUAGUUUUCAUUACGCCCGUAAUCCCCAGCCAGCAGGCUCGUUGCACCUGUUCCAGGGGUAUAAUGUGGCACUUCUUCGAUUUUGCGAUCCCCCACACCAUAUAUUAGUAUCGGACGGAGGACACUUGUGUAGAUGGGGUCGUAAACAGUACUAUGAAACCACGUAGAAGACGGUCUUUCGUUAUUAGCAUUAUCCCUGUCAAGUAGAAGUUAUAAUUCAUUGUCCCAAGGUGUCCCAAGAAAGGGGACCCCUACUUGCGGGGUGCAACAAGUGAUAUGGUGAACUGUUUAAUUAAAAAAAUUAUGAAAACAUGUGCAAAAGGAGACCUUAAUUACUAAGAUAUUUUUUUUUAUCUUGGCAAUCAAGUAACGUUUUUAUUUCUUCAUAGAAGCGAUCAUGAAUCUACUAUCUUCCAACAUCUACCCCAACAGAAAUUAAUGUUUUUAUUGAUAUGCCUUGGUUUUAAAGCAAUUAUCAUACCAAAAAUAAAUAAAUUAUAUUACACAGAUAAGGAAUAUUGGGGUCGCUAAAAUAUCGGCUAAAUAUAAAGACAACUGCUUGAUAGCAACUCAUAAAUUUCAUUCUAAUUUUGUGAUAAUUGUACCUUUGACAACUUCAACAGAAAUCAAUAUUCAGGUAUUCUUUUAGGAAAUAUAAAGGCACAUGCAAAUAUAAAUUAACUACAAAGAUUCACAUUUAUACAUAUGUACCUAUAAUAGACGUUAUGCAUACAUAAAUGCACAACGAGCUUUCAGAUAUUAUUUUCAAUCAGCUAUAGUAGAGAAUCUUAUAUGUGAGAGACACAUAUUCUAAGGUCAUUGUUGAGAGUAUUAAUCUAUAGUGUAUUUGGUUAUUUGAUUGGUGAUACAGCGAACAAGUUUUUUGUAAUAUUUAAAAGCGCGUUCCUUUUGACCAAUGUUCUCAGUAGCCAUUUACAUACAUUUGUAUACGUACUAUUGUUACAAUAAGAAGCAGUCUUAAAUAUACUCAAUAUAAAACGCGCGUUUAUUUAUAAAGAUAUGAGAUUCCUGUUGGCUACCAUCUUAGUGUUAUGUUUGCAAAUAUGUGUUCAAAGUCAGGAUGAUUACUGCUUCGGAAAAGACACGGAAAGACCUCAGACACGCCAUUUCACAUCGAAAACAGCUUAUCAGAUAAUUAAGGGAACGAAUAUUGAAAAAGAAUACUUGGUUCCAGGAUGUAAAGCAACGAAAAUCUGGAUUUUACAUCGACAUGGUACUCGAUUGCCAACAGUAAACACUAUAAAAGCGGCUCCAAGAUUAGAAAUACUUCGAGAUGAAAUCGUAAAAAAUUACCGCGUUCGCCGCACAAAACCAGACACAAAUGCACUCUGCUUAGAAGACCUCACACUGUUAUCCAUGUGGAAGUGGAAUGCUAGUAUUAAAAUUGAUCAAGAACAGUUUUUGACUCCACAGGGAUAUGAAGACCUUAAAGGAACGGCAAAAACUUACCAAAGGUUAUAUGGUGAUGUUUUAAAUAAAAAUUACAAUAACAGCUAUUAUAAGUUCCGUCACACAGACACACAACGCACUACAGAAAGUUUUAGGGCUUUUGUGGAGGGUCUCUUUGGUGUUAAUAACAAUGUACAACCAGAACCAAUACCUGAACAGGAUUUGCUUUUACGGCCUUAUGAUUAUUGCGAAUCUUGGAAAGCUCACGACUACAGCGGAAUUUUUUCUGAGAACUAUAAAUUCAAGCAUUCAGCUGUUUGGAAUAAAACCAUUGAAGAAAUCUCAAAACGAUUGGGAUUUCAAUACCCUUUGGAGUCAAGUGAUGUUGAACUGAUGUGGGACAUGUGUCGUUAUGAACAGGCUUGGCAAGUUGAUCGCAUAAGCGCAUGGUGCGCUGUUCUUACAUCUGAACAAGUUACCGUACUUGAGUACGAAGACGACAUGAAGUAUUAUUAUAAACUCGGCUACGGUUAUAAAGAAAAUACUCGACUUAAUUGCCGUGCUGCUCAGGAUAUGUUAACGCAUCUAAACAGCAGAGCAACACCAAAUGUUGUUGCUUAUUUUGCGCACACCAGUGGAGUCCAGACCCUUCUUGCUGCAUUAGGUAUAGCAAAGGAUAGUACCCCUCUUACUGCCGCCGAUUACAAUAGAUCCGACUACAAGUGGAGAACUAGCAACUUGGAUCCUUUCGCAUCAAAUUUUUUUGCCGUAAAGUAUGAAUGUAGCGAUGAAAUACCCGAUAAGGCUAUGUUCUUUCUCAAUCAAAACGCUGUGGAAUUCGACUGGUGCGAUGGUAGUAUGUGCGAUUGGCCAGAAGUUUUAAAACAGUAUGACUUACUUUACACUACUGAUUGUAGCAAUUUUUACUGUGCGGAUGCAGGUGCUGUUUCUACAGUAACGUCGUUAUCGUUGUUGUUAUUUUGUACUUCUACAACCUUACGCUUAAUCUAUUAACGUAAAAAUAAAAAUUAAUGACAAAUGUUUUAUAAAUACUUACCAUUCUAAACCUAAGGGCAUACCCUACUAAUUAAGGCCUAAAGCAAAAGAUCUUUGGAAUUAUAUUA